This is a messenger RNA of Schistosoma haematobium, 8292 nucleotides long. RefSeq lists its product as uncharacterized. The record is from RefSeq and is a predicted model, not a curated record. The transcript is spliced from 18 exons. Bases 7034 to 7837 code for a protein of 267 amino acids. NCBI's taxonomy places the organism in Eukaryota, Metazoa, Platyhelminthes, Trematoda, Strigeidida, Schistosomatidae.
GCAACAUUUGGUGAUAUACGCUACUUUUAUAUCGUCCAGUGGUGGUUGUUGUGGUCUAUUUUACGGUGUGAGGAUACUUAUUUCCUAUCAAAAGACUUAAGAAUGUGGCAGGAAGCACGCAAGCAGGAGAAACAUAUCAAGACGCUGAUGGUUGAUUAUAAGAGGAGAGCAGAGCGGAGGAGAGAUUAUUAUGAGCGCAUUAAACAAGACCCAAUUAAAUUCCUUCGCUUGUUUGGUAGAUCUUCAAAGCUUCAUCUGGAUUCUGAAGUGACGAAGGCUGCUGAAAACCCCAAUAACAUGAUGCCUUGGAUUGGAGACCCAUCUAUUAUGAUCGAUCGCUUUGAUGUACGGGCUAGCUUGGAACACUAUGACACUCGAGUAGCUGAUGAUGUCAAACUUUCGUCGACAGAAAGAAUCGAAGCCAGGCUAUGUAACUACGAACGUUAUCGGUGCCUUAUUCACAAUGAAUAUGCAUCAGUCACCGAAGCAAUGGCUUUGAAACAAAUCGAAAUGGAUGAAAAGUAUGGUGAUAUGGAAAAAAGACGUAAAGAAGAGGAAGAGGCUACUGUCAAAAAUUCAUUAGUUUUUUCAAAGAUUGAAUUAUUUCAAUAAGAUGAUGGAAAGAAUACAAUUCACUUACCAAGUACAUGUUAAUUUAUUUGGCUUUGAGUCAUAUUGUUUAUGUGACGGUAAGUGAUACUACCAGAUUAGCUAAUCCAAAAUAUGUGGAAUUGGAUUUGUAUCUAUAACCUAUUGGUUAAAAGUCGAGUGUUUAAACCACUAAACCAUCUCUGAGAUGAAUCAAUAAAAAAGUCAAAGCAGGUUCAUAGAAGUAUAAUUCAAGACGGUGAUACCAAAAAAAGAUUAUGCAUAUUGUUUUCAAAAAAAGACAAAAUUAAAAACGCCCAAAAUUUGUUCAAAAGUUCUGUAAUGUGGGAUUUCGCUGGUGAUUUCUCUGUGGUGAUGAUAUGAAGCUAUCGACUUAGAUCAAUGCAAAUUUACCGCAUCGUCCUGCAUUGUUUACGCUUGUUUGUCUAAUUCCCUUUUUAUACUGAGUUUUUAAAGUCAACUACCAAUGCCUAUGCAGAAUUUCUUUUUCGGGGGGGGGGUAGCAGUUACCGUAUUUUUUAAUAAGUUUUAUUCGUUACUAUAUAUUGUUAAUUAUUUAAAAUUGUUAAUAUAAACAUAUCCAAAGAGGUUCGUUCCAUACUUCAUGUGUGUCUCUGAAAAAAUAUACAUAAAGCAAAUAAAGGUCUAAGAUUUAAAAAGAGUCCUUGAAACAGUAGAUAAUAGAUGUGUGCGUUCACAACUAAGGAUUUUUAUUUAGUUCAACCCUUACUACCUCUUUGUCUUAUAGUACAUUCCAAAUAUGUCAUUGUAGAACAUUCCUAACUUUCUUUGCGUACAUGAAUUUUGAUGUAUUUGUUUCUCAGUAUACCAGAAAAGGUAUACAAGAGGAAUGAUGUAAAUGAAGUGGGCGAUUUUUAUCUGAUAGAAUAACAUUUGCUAAUUUUUUUACAAAAGCAGAACAUAGUUAGUUGGUUAUUAAGCUCUCUCUCUUUACAUUAGCGAAAUUCCUUACUAGCAGAGAUCUUGUAACAAUCAGUAAAGACAGGGUUGUAAUCCAGGAGCGUACGUCAACCAUAUUUGUCACACUUUUCCAUACAUACACACCUAAAAUAUUUAAAUUUUUGUUAACAAACUGAUAUUGGUAAAUAUGAUCAUUUAAUAAAGAAUAAAGUUUAAGAAAUAGCAUUAGUUCCUCUAUCAUUAUAAAGAAGAGGAAUUAUUGGUCUAGAUCUAAAUGUGACAAUAUUAUCAUUAGAUAAUUUCUUUGGAACUGUGAUUGCUUUAAAUUUCUUCCUCAUAUUCAUUAUAAAUUUCACUAAGAUAAAAAAGAUUCUUUCAAAAUGUUUAUGAAAUGAUCGAGGCUGUCAUUUUAAUUAAGUCUUACUUACGCCUGUCACUUCCAAUGGAGCAUAGGCCACCAACCAGAAUUCUCCAAUCUACUCUGUCCUGGACUUUCGUUUCCAGUUCUAUCCAAUUGCUGUUCAUUUUUCUCAUGUCUGUCUCCAUUUCUCGGCGUUAUGUGUUCUUUGGUCUUCCUCUUCUCCUCCUUUGGCCUUGAGGAUUCCAUGUGAGGGCUUGUCUUGUGACGCAGUUGGGUGCUUUCCUAAAUGUGUGUCCUAUUUACUUCCAACGUUUCUUCCUGAUUUCUUCCUCCACUGGAAUCUGGUUUGUUCUCUCCCACAGUAGGUUGUUGCUGAUAGUGUCUGGCCAACAGAUCCGAAGUGUUUUUCGUAGACAGUUGUUGAUAAAUCAACCAAUAAAUUUGUUUAAAAAGAUCUCAAGUAGAUCACACAAAUUAUCUGUACGUAUCAAAUAAAUUGAAGUCGUUUUAGGAAUUAAUGCAAGAUUGUUGAUUAUUGUUCUUGUCACAAGUUAAUUAUACUUAACAAGAUAUUCUAAAUUUCGCAUUAAUUUUGAAAAUCAUUUCACUUUUCAAUAUUAUUUAUAGAUUUUUAAUAUUUCCCUAAAGUUAAUCACGUCAACACAUAUGAUACUAUUUAGCUUACACAUCUAUUUCAUUUUAUAAUCAAGUUUCAUUUUUUUACACAAUGUUAUUAAACUAUUUGUUAAUCAUCUACUUAUUUAUUAUUCAUAAUUUCAGAGCCCAAGAAUCAAAAGCUGCUAUUGGAUUUGUUUAUGAAGAUAGUACAUGUUUUUCUGAACCUACCGUAAUCAAUACCCAACCUUCUACAUCUCAAGAUAAUAGUGAUACCGAUGAUGAAGCAGAUAGUGAUAUGGAUAUUGAUGUCGAAUUGGAUGCCAGCGCUUUAACAGCAGAGGCUCGUCGUCAAUUAGCCAAAUCAGCUGCUACGUUUGGUUUGCAUCCAUCCGAUUUUUUGCGUCUUUUGGACGCUGACCAACAAUUGGAGGUUGAAUUACGGUUAGCCAAAGCUUUAGAAGAGGAGAAAUUGCAGUUAUCUGGUCGUAAAUCUAGACGUUCUAGACGUUUAUUAAGAGAACGUCGAGCUCAGGAGAAAUUCCCCCGGUUACUGACCACAAAGUGCGUGAGUAACUAACUACCUGUACUUAUGUAGAUAAAUAUCGAAUGUAGAUAUAUUCAUUUUAUUUAUUCUAUGCUAACAGAACUGAUAUUGGUCUGUCGAACAAUGCAUCAUCUUGGCAAAAUUCUGAUAUAUGUGUGUUGUACAUCAAAAAAAUUUAAAUGAUUGGACAGGUUUGGGAAUAAUAAAUGUUUGAUUUUCAUUCUACCUUCAAGGUGUAUAUAGUUGUGCUUUAUACUGAUUAAAUUAAUGUCUCGAAUUUUGAAGGUAACCAAAUAACUUAAAGGUCUAAUUAUGCUUUAUUUUGUUUGAUGAGUGUGUAGUGAUGCACGUUGUGACGCAGUAGUGCAAUGAAACACUGUAUUCAAUGUCCUAUGCUUAGAGAAAAUCAGUGGCAUUUCAACUAUUUCUUAAAAAUAUACUUAAUAUUAUAAGGUACUUGACAGCGUCAAUCCAGUUUCGUCUCUAAAUACAGACAGAUAUCUCGUUGUUUAGAUCCUUGGGAUAAUCAUAAUACAUAGUUGCAGACGUUGAGUGAAACUAUCAAAAAGCGGUCACAACGACUCAAUUGUACCCAUUUUCUCUACCUUCCUUCAAAAAUCUUGAACUUGGAUUCAUUUUUCUGCUUUUUAUUCUUCAUUCUUACUCGUUCUAAUUGAAUUAUGUAUUUAUUGUGUCCACUUUUUCAUUCUUUGCUUUUCAUCUUGUUAUUUUCCUCUUGUGAUAAUGUAUGGUGUGAUAAGACAAGUAGCUCAUAAUCGUUACUUUCUCCACUAACAAUCCGUAUUGCUUGUGAGUUUGAAUGCUGUGCUCGGGCAUCUAAACUGAGACAGGUGGUUUUCAUAAAGAAUCACUCCCCAAAUCUUCAACUUAAAGUUCCUUUCCGUAUGUUAGUGGGAAUACAUUAGUAGGUGCAAUCUCAUGGUAGCCAGUGACCAGUAUAGGUUCAUAUUCCAUUCGUUCCCUUAGGAUCCUAAUGCUGAUAUGCACCAUUGGUUAGGACUCCUUUAAGUAGAUGAACGCUUUUUGUCCACAAAGUGUAAUUCACUUAGACUUAUAUACAUCCAUCUCAAGCUAGGCGUUUAUUUUAAGUGGAUUUUGACAUAUUGAUAUUUUAACUCUUAUUUGGUUCAUCAGUUGUAACAUUGGCUUUAACUAUAUGUGUAUAUAUCAUGAAAUCAUCGUCGAUAUAUAAAAAAACAUGCCUCUAUCGUAUUUGCUUAAUAAAAAGGAAUUCGACUACAAUAUUUUAUUUUAAUCCUGUAUUACUCAACUAGACUCAUGUUUACAUAUACGCGUACAUAUAGAAUAAGCUGUUGUGUAACUGUAUUAAACUUGAUACAUGAGUUAAUCUUUUGAGUUUUAGGCUUAUCUGAAAUUUAUUGGAUAGUACGCUAGUUAUAAGAAAUUAAUCAUUAUUCUUUGAAUAUUAUUCUAUUUCGUAACUUGAUGACUUGACUAAAUUUAUUCUAUGCUAAUCAAGUUCAAUAUAAAGAUUAUAUUCAUUUGGAAAAAAUAGUUUGGGUUGAAAUCGUUAGUAUUUUAUUGUUUCAGUGCGAAUUUGCUGAAGAGAAUUAGCUGAUCAUAACUAGUUUAGACGACCAGACAAAAAUGUCUUUCACAGCAUAUAAUGAUGACUGUUUUUCAAGUUGAAAGAAACAGAUUGUGCUUAUUCAGUGAAUUAGAGCCGGAAAGUUUGUACUGUUUUAAAUACAACUUAAACUGAUAAUCGAUAGCUUCAUGGACUGAUAUUAUAUCUUUAUCUAGUUGCUCCUAGUCUCCUUUCAACACAUUCCGCAUAGCAUGUAAUUACUGACGAGUCAUUGAAUUUUCUGUUAAUAAUAAUAUUCUUUUUUCUACUUUGAUCAUCGCACAUAUGUUCCAAGCUCUAUGUUGAUUAUGACUGAGCAGAACUAGUUUUUUUUUAAUAAAUUUUCAUCUGAAAUAGUCAUUGUAGCCUUAGGUACAGAUAUUUACAACCAAUGUGAUCAUUGUACCAUAGUAUCUUUUUUUAAAUACUUCCUUAGAUUGAUAAUUAUUUUCAAUUUAUUAUAGUUGUUAAUUUUAUUUGUUGUUUUUAUAUUUGGACGUGAAAAAAUAGGAUUGGUCUUUUAAAUGGACAACCGAUAUCCAGAAGAACUGUCUACUUAUCUGCUAGUUCGUCAGAUUCUGGUGAUUAUCCAUCGGAUGUGGAGGAUCAAGAUUUUUCAGGUAUUGUUUACGGAAGUCCUACUUCAAAAGCAGCCACUAUUCGUGCUCAGAGGGCUCGUGCUAAACCAAUUCUUUCAAAUGCUCGUGGACCUGCUAUUCUUAUUGGUGGGAUGACAUCGAUAAGUCUAUGUCGUCGGAACAAUAAACAAUCAGGUCACAGUAUUAGUUCAAAAUACCGUUCAAAAUCUGGUCGUACUUCAAGCAGCAGCGGAGAAAGCGUCCGAGGCCACCGUUCCAGUUCAUCUGAUCGAUCUUACUCCAAUCGAGGAUCACGUAGUGGAUUUCGUCGCCCUAAACACUCCCGUGUAGAAUACAUCACUACAUUUGGUGAUAAUGAAGACAAUAAUGAUGAUAAACGAAAUAUUAGUGGGAGUUCACGAUUUGGUUCAAAUAAACAAACAUUGCUAUCUGAUCGAAAUGGAGGUGGAUCAUCUGGUUCAUUAGAUUCUAAACCGCCUGGAUCAGCUGCAUCUGCUGUCGCAGCUUCUGUUGUUUCAAAGCUACUCAGUUCAACAUCACAAACAUCAGUAGUUAAGAGUAAAAGUAGUUUUGUCAGUGCAUCUGGUUCAAAAUCCACAAGAACUGAAUCUCGCAUACGGUAAAGUUAUUGUUGUCCAUGGAUGAAGUUUAUUAUAGGGUAGUUUUUUAUUUAUUAAUUGUGAUUAUGUUAUUAAUUUGUUGUCAGAACAGUGUAAAUACUCAAGUAUUUACCACUCAAAAAAUGCAAUCCAUAAAUAGAAGUAAUAAUAUUUUAAGGAAAAGAAAAAGGAAUCACCAUUGACCCUUUCUGAGCCAUACCUGAAAACAACCACUAAGUUACUCAAUCUUGAGGACCUCGAAUGGGAAUUCAUGAUGAACUGUGAUAGUUGUCAACGCUAUAUUAGCUAUCAUUUAUACUACAGCACCAUGUCAUAAACUGACUAUCCACCUUCUCCACAAAGUCUCGAAGUCAACAAUAAAUGCGCAACGUAGGAGCCAUUGAGAUGAAAUUCGUAAAGCAUGACUAAGCCAUUGAUGUCUUUGUUUCAAAACAGCGGGAUUAAUUGAAUUAUCAUUACUAUGCCCAAAUACACUAUUGGACCUCAAAGUAUUCAUAAUAAACCUUUUAUCAAACCAGUAAGUGAUUUCAGUCGUUUCAUAAUCGGGUUUACGUUAUGUGAUUCAUAUUAUAUCUUUUUUCCAGGUCCUCUCCUAGUUUUAGUGAACGAAGAAGACCCCUGCAAUCGAGAAGUCGCUACCGCCGUUCCACCUCUCGAUCUAGUAGUCGGCGAUCACGCAGUUCUCGUGGUAGCAGGAGCCGUAGGAGAUAUCAUAGUCGAACGCGGAAUAGUAAUAGUAGCAGAAGUUAUCGUAGUUCUUACCGGAGGUACAAACGUAGUCCAAAUCGAUACCGCUCAAGGCAUAGGUCCUCUUCAUCAAGAAGAUCGUACUCUAGUUCCAGUACUUCAACCGACAAUCGAAAAUCUAACUAUGAUCGGGUUAGUGCAAAUCCGUCUACUAGAUCCUUCAAUCAAAAUCCACCGUAUGAACAAGACGCCGUUAUUCAACCAAACGUUCAAAAACAACCUUCACCUUUAGUACGCAAGCGAUAUUAUCGUCCUGAGUUAGAAUCUGCCGAUGAAUUGGAAUUAUCAGACGAGGAACAAAAUGAUACUAAAAAAGAAUCAUCAAAGUCUUCAGAUGGGAAUUCUGGAAAACAAUUAACCUCAAGGAGGUCGGAUUCAAAUUCAUAUGGAAAUUUCGCGGGUAAGAUGACGUCUCAACAAUUGGUCACGGGUGGUCCUAGUCCAAGCCAUGAUUUAAAAACUCCUGGGGUUGUUGGCUCGACAGUCCGUUCUCUUAUGCCACAAGAAUUAUUGAAACGUCGUGUUCAGUCUCAGCUUACUAAAGCCUUCAAUGCUGACAAAAAAGCCGAGUUAGAAAAACAAAUCCAAUUGGAACGAGAACGUCAGGCUCGAGAAGAAGGACUUCGUCGACAAGCUCGCCUUCUCAGACGUCAAGAAGAAAAACGCUUACGUGCUGAACGACGCGCUAUGGCCAUAGAGUUGGGAUCAGUUCCUGGGAAUUCUUCCGACUCAUCAUCUCAUUCCUCUAGCUCGUCGGGUAGUAGUUAUCACAACAGUAGCCGUGCUAGAUCUAGACGAUUUCAAGCUUCACCAGUUCGUCGACAAUCAUCAAUGUAUUCUUCUGGUAGUCGAAAAUAUUCUCCUCCUCCUCUUCAUUCAUCAUACAGCCGACCUCGAAUAGAGUCGGAACGAGGACUUUUAGGCAGUCCAAGUCGUGUUGUAGAUGCUAGACUACCAUCUCCGCCAUCUAAUACAAAUCUAUGUAAUUUUCCCAGAGACACGCGUGUUCCCAUUAAUCGAAUUCCCCGAUCUAGUAAUUCAUUACUCGGUAGUCCUAUUCAAAAUUCUUAUUCUACUUCAAGAGAUCGUGGAAGUGUUUCCUCAUCGUCAUCUCGAUUUAUUGGGUCCAGGGAAGAACAGCGAAGUUACAGUUCCAUGCGGCCUCACACCUCAUUGCGUGGUGAAUUAGCGAAAAGAUCUGACCAAUAAUAUCAAUCAUUGCACUUCCCCAUAUAUUUUCAAAACUACUGAAUAUGUUUAAAUUUCAAUAAUUGUUGCCUCACGAAUUGAAUUGGAAACCGUCAAAUCAAUCAGUUAUUCUCCAUAAUAAUAAUAAUAAUAAUAAUAAUUCAGAUAGAUAUUAUGAUCUUUUGUAUACACUUGUUCUUUUGUAAUAAAAAAAACGAAACAUUUGUAUAAUCUAACCAUGAUUUCGAAAUUGUUAUCAUCAUUACAUUUCUUGCAUCACUGUAUAAAAUAGUCCUGUUGUGGAUGCGGAGGAAUAUAUAUAUAUAUACAUAUAUAUAAUCAACACUGUUUAUUAUAUGUUGUUAUAUUAUUACAAGAAGAAUAUAAAAACUAUAUAAGCGUAUAAACAAACCAUUUAUGAUAUGUUAUGUAUAUUCAUUUUGAAAGAAAUACAGAAACUUUCUUACUUGUUCAAC